This is a messenger RNA of Vitrella brassicaformis, 1216 nucleotides long. NCBI's taxonomy places the organism in Eukaryota, Vitrellaceae. The record is from the annotation of a GenBank genome assembly.
CGCCUUGUCGUAUCUCCGUUUCUGGAUAUUCUUGAGCUCCCUUUCGGAUUUCGCCACUUAUCGCCCUUUGAAACCUUCAUUUCACAGACAGACAGACAGACGUGGCGGUGCGGUCUCGGCUGUCUGUCUGACUGACCUCUGUAGAGGCUCUGUAUCUUGAGUGCCUUUGGCGUCACGGCAGCCUCAUAGGCGAGACGGGCUUUCCGGUAGCGGCGGACGCUGCGGCUGAACAAGCCCCUGGCGCAACGCUGAAUUGUGACCUGCACGGACCACCCAACAAACACAGCAAACACACGGCCGCCCCCUUGACGUGUGUGAAGAGCCACUCGUCCCGUCCCGUCUCCCUCCACUACUCACCGCAGCUAAGUCCAUCACCACCGCCCUCAUGAGGCGGGAUUUGCGGCCAACACGCGGCCCCGUGGUGGCUGACGCGGCUGCUGCUGCUGCUGUGGUUGUGGUUGUGGUAGUGGCGGUUGUUGAUGCCGUGCGCUCUGAGCCUGGGGAUCGGCCGUCGGAAGGGUCGGAGUGGCCGACAUGCUCCUGGUCGGAGUGGCCGACCUGGUCACUGUCAAGGGGAUGGGCCAGCCCCCGUAGGGAGCCCCUGCAUGAGGAAGCACCGACAGAUGGGCGGAGACACAGACCAAGGGAGACAGAGGCAGAUGGAUUGAUGGGUACUUCGGUGGCCGCCUCUUUCUGUCAGACCUGACGAAGUGUUUCAGGCAGUCCACAAACGCCGGAAUGUCCUCCGGCGGAACCUGCAGCCGAAAGGCCUGCGAGACACAACACACACACAUGCAGUAUGUCGGUGCGGUCGGGUAUGGCGCGUCAUGGACCCCCCUCCCAAGGAAGGGCUGCUCAGCUCACGGUGGUGGCCGUCGCAGUGCUGCCUACUUCCACCCUGACACCAUCACAAGGGCACAAGGAAACAACGAAAUGCCUCACGCACUCUCCCACCGCCCAGGCAUACCACCCCCUCUUCCCUCCCUCCAAGCCCAAAAAUCAGUUUGUACGCCCCUCCCCCCUCUCUGCCCCACUCGUCCCUCUGCCUGUUGUGUGUGUGGCCACCCACUUGAUGUAGGAGGAGCCAAAACGCGCCGACUCCUGCAGCCGCUCCGGGCUGUCCUCAACUUCGACCCCACUCAUUGACUCACUCAGAGUGGGGAGGUACUGAUUGCUUGAAGGCGUAGAAACAACUUGAAGGCAGCGAACAAUAGAA